Trametes versicolor FP-101664 SS1 is the source of this 675-nucleotide messenger RNA. RefSeq lists its product as uncharacterized. The annotation marks the transcript as partial. Lineage: Eukaryota; Fungi; Basidiomycota; Agaricomycetes; Polyporales; Polyporaceae. Gene Ontology annotation, molecular function: ATP binding; protein kinase activity. Gene Ontology annotation, biological process: protein phosphorylation. The transcript is spliced from 3 exons. The record is from RefSeq and is a predicted model, not a curated record.
AUGGCCGACAAGCGCGGGGCCAGGGGGUACGUCGCCCUCGCGGUCGACGAACCGGGGCAGCCGUUCGUCUACGUCAAGGACACUUGGCGAUGGGAGCAGAGCUUUAUCAAGCAGGAGGGUACAAGACUGGCCCGGCUGAACGCGGUGGGGGUGCGCUUCGUCCCCACCCUCGUUUGUCACGGGGAUGUGCCGGGGCAGUACGUGAACAUCAACGCGCUCCUGGAGCGAGCGUACGGGCAGCCAUUGGGCACGCCCGAACGUCCAAUACCCACGCUCGUAAUCCGGCAUUACCGUUUGGUGGUACGGGAGGUCGGCAGGCCCCUUCGCGACUUCAAGAACGGGCGGGAACUCGUGAGCUUAUUCAAGGACUGCGUCGAGGCGCAUCAUGAAGCCUACGCACGCGCGCACUUACUUCAUCGAGACAUCAGUCCAGGCAACAUGCUGAUGGUCCCAACUGACUCUGAAGACGGGGAUCGGUACCGGGGAAUGUUGAUGGAUUGGGAGAUGUCCGAGUCCGUCGAGUCGGGUGUCGACAGGAUAACAUCUCUCCGAGGCACCUAUGCGUUUCUUUCCGUGAAGGCACUGGAUUACCCAAAGGAGUCCCACGUCGUCUCUGACGAGCUCGAGGCGUUCCUUCACGUUCUAGUGAAGAUGUGCAUCCGGUACAUGCCCCAC